This is a messenger RNA of Oikopleura dioica, 816 nucleotides long. Lineage: Eukaryota; Metazoa; Chordata; Appendicularia; Copelata; Oikopleuridae. The record is from the annotation of a GenBank genome assembly.
AUGUCGGCUUCGGAUGUUGCGAAAGAAAAAGAAAUGCUCAAGCGAGAUCUUUACAAAGAACUCGGAGUAGCUCGAAAUGCGUCUGAUAAAGACAUCAAAAAGGCAUACAGAAACAAGGCCAGAGAUGUGCACCCGGAUAAAAAUCCGUCUCCCGAAGCUGCCGCCAUUUUCCACAAGCUCAAGGAAGCAUUCGACUUUCUCAAAGAGCCUCAAAAUCGAGCAAAACUGGACAUGCAUCUCGACAACUGGCAAAAACAGCAGGAAAGAGCUGAAAAGAUGGACUCAGUUCUUCGCGAAAAACGAUCAGAAAUGGACAGAAGAGAAGCAGCUGCAGAAGAACGCGAGAGACUCCAGAGAAGAAAGACCGUCAAUCGAGCUGAGCAGAUAAAGCGCCUCCGGGCAGAGGGUCAAAACUUAUUGGAAAGAGCUCAAGCUCAAUACCGGCUGAGCAAGAGAAGAGUUGGCAAAACAGACGAUAUCGCACGAUUGAGAGUGAGCUGGAAUCAUGAACACUAUCAAUUCUCGGCGGAAGAGAUUAAAAAGCAUUUGGGUGCUUGUGGCUGCGUCUUGAGCACGAAGAAAAAAGGUGUCGCCGCCGUAGAGUUUUACACAAUGCAGCAAGCCGUUGCCGCCGAGUUCAAAGCAAAGCGCCUACUUCAAUGCCCUCUCGAAGUGAAAUGGCUGACUCAGCAGCCGACAAACUACGCUGAAUCGCGCGAAAAAGCACGACAAAAGACCUACUCGAGUAAAGAAAUGCGUGCUUUCGAAGCCUACCAAGAAAAUGUUCUCAAACGAUGCGAGGGUUUUCAACUCUAG